Molecule: messenger RNA, 906 nt
Organism: Aphanomyces invadans
Lineage: Eukaryota; Oomycota; Saprolegniomycetes; Saprolegniales; Verrucalvaceae
Exons: 7
Coding region: 1-906 (301 amino acids)
Molecular function (GO): protein binding
Source: RefSeq, a predicted model, not a curated record
AUGGCGUGCGGGUCGAUGGCGUGGAGAGAGCUCCAGCGGGAGAACGAACGACUUGAACGUCAAGAACGAACAGUCGAGCACGUCAUGAACAGCUUAAGAGCCAAGAGUUUACUCGAAGCACAAAGCGAACGAGCAACUCCUCCGGUCCAAACUUACCCACUUAAAGGUGCUCCCCCGGGUGAAAAGGAACUGGGCAUUGCCCACAGUCAACUCCACGGGUAUUUUCGUCGAAAUGCGAUCGGGGGCGACUGCAGCUCAGGCGCUUUCCUGCGCGACGACCUGUUCCUCCAUGGUUUCAGCUACCUGGACGCAGCAGGUCUGGGCAUUUGCCGAGCAUGGCACGACAUGGUGAUGGUCGAAGGCGUGUGGGAGGCUUUGUAUGGCCGUCGCGCGAUCGAGUGGGCCGGCAAGAACAACUCGCGCCAUCUUCUCGAGCAGAAUUGGACGACUGGACAAGCCGUCGUCUCCACGUUGAGCAGACACAACGGGACUGUGACGUGCCUCGAGUUUGCCGGGCUGGAAAGGGUGACUGGGUCUGACGAUGGGAGCGUGAUGCUGUCGUCGGUCGCGCCUCGGUCGGACGGUACGAUGGCCUUCUUGUUUGCGCACGCGAUGGUGACUAGACGAGCUCCCGCCCCGCGUCGAUGUUCGCUCAGCAGCACACCACCGACAGGUCCGCUCGCCGUUCCUCGAACGUACAAUGCGCUCCAGGACGAGUCGACUCGCACAAACUGCACUCGUUCUAUGGCCACGACGGCCCUGGCAUUGCGCUUGGAUGGCGCGACGCGCAUCAGCGGUUCCAACACGAUCAAGUUGUGGAGCGUCCAGGCACGGUCCGCAGUCUCGGUUCACGACGGCGUCGUCGGGGACAUGCAUCCACACGCUGCGCGCGCACACACUGACUGA